Messenger RNA from Auxenochlorella protothecoides, 885 nucleotides. RefSeq names its product Monothiol glutaredoxin-S16, chloroplastic. Bases 1 to 885 code for a protein of 294 amino acids. The transcript has 5 exons. NCBI's taxonomy places the organism in Eukaryota, Viridiplantae, Chlorophyta, Trebouxiophyceae, Chlorellales, Chlorellaceae. The record is from RefSeq and is a predicted model, not a curated record.
AUGCACCUGAGCUGCGCCCCCACCUUGGGUCUACAGGCUGCUGUUGCACGCAGGGCCACCGUCUGGACCCAUAGAUGCACCCCGCAACCGCCUCACCCUAGGCUCGGCAGGCACGUUCACGCGCGCAGGCCAACCCAUGCAGUGCAUGCGGACCCCCAGGGGACACUGCAGCCUCUGGAGUCCACCCCCCUGAUCCAGCUGGACUCGCCCAGCCCCGAGGAGUCACAUCAGCUGGACCUCCCCGGCGUGUACGCGGUAUACGAUGGCUCUGACACCCUGCAAUUUGUGGGCAUCUCCAGGAAGGUCGGAAUCAGCCUGAAUAGCCACGCGGAGUCUCUGCCGGACGUCGUGCGCGCGGCGCGGGUCCUCCCCCUGCCAGAUGCGAGCCGGGAGGAGCUGACGGAGGCAUGGAAGGCCUGGCUGCAGCAGUCUGUGGAUGCCACGGGGAAGAUUCCGCCAGGGAACGCUCCAGGUCCCGCCCAGGCCGCCUGGCACUCCCGCCGGGCUCGGAGGCCCAGGCCCGAGCUGCGUUUGACCCCAGGCAAGGGCCUGCAGGACCUCACCGUCAGCCUCGAGGAGCUGGUGCAGAAUGUGGUGCAGAGUCACAAGGUGGUCGCCUUUGUCAAAGGCACGCGUACCUCCCCACAGUGUGGGUUCUCCUACAAGGUGCUGACCCUGCUGAACGAGGCCAAGGUCGACUAUGAGGUAGUGGAUGUCCUGGACGAGCACCACAACCCCGGCCUCAGAGAGACAAUAAAGGCCUUCUCUCAAUGGCCAACAAUCCCCCAGGUGUACAUCAAUGGAGAGUUUGUGGGCGGGGCUGACAUUCUCGAGCAGCUGAGUGGCAGCGGGGAGCUUGUGGAGCUGGUCAACCCCACCAGCUGA